Messenger RNA from Heterocephalus glaber (naked mole-rat), 3960 nucleotides. Its product is annotated as dynactin subunit 1-like. The record is from RefSeq and is a predicted model, not a curated record. Lineage: Eukaryota; Metazoa; Chordata; Mammalia; Rodentia; Bathyergidae.
CGGACGGACACCUAGUAGCAGCAGGAUGAGUGUGGAGGCAAGUGCCCGGCCUCUGUGUGUAGGCUCCCGUGUGGAGGUGAUUGGAAAAGGCCACCGAGGCACUGUGGCCUAUGUUGGAUCCACACUCUUUGCCACUGGCAAAUGGGUAGGUGUUAUCCUGGAUGAAGCAAAGGGCAAGAAUGAUGGAAUUGUCCAAGGCAGAAAGUAUUUCACUUGUGAUGAAACGCAUGGCAUCUUUGUGCGCCAAUCCCAGAUCCAGGUAUUUGAAGAUGGAGCAGAUACUACUUCUCCAGAGACACCUGAUUCUUCUGCUUCAAAGGUCCUCAAAAGAGAGGGAGCUGAUACAGCUGCAAAGACUAGCAAACUGCCCACUCGCCCAGCCAGUACUGGGGUGUCUGGGGCCAGUAGCUCCUUGGGUCCCUCUGGCUCAGCAUCAGCAGGGGAGCUGAGCAGCAGUGAGCCUAGUACCCCAGCUCAGACUCCAUUGGCAGCACCCAUCAUCCCCACGCCAGUCCUCACCUCUCCUGGAGCAGCACCCCCACUUUCUUCCCCUUCCAAGGAGGAGGAGGGACUGAGGGCUCAGGUUCGAGACUUGGAGGAGAAACUGGAGACCCUGCGACUAAAAUGGGCAACAGACAAGGCAAAGCUGAAAGAGCUGGAGAAACACAAGAUCCAGCUGGAGCAGGUGCAGGAAUGGAAGAGCAAAAUGCAGGAGCAGCAGACAGACCUGCAGCAGCACCUCAAGGAGGCAUGGAAGGAAGCCAAGGAGGCAAUGGAGGCUAAGGAGUGCUACAUGGAGGAGAUGGCAGAUACUGCUGCUGCCAUCGAGAUGGCCACUUUGGACAAGGAGAUGGCUGAAGAGCAGGCUGAGUCUCUGCAGCAGGAGGUGGAGGCCCUGAAGGAGCGUGUGGAUGAGCUUACUACAGACUUGGAGAUCCUCAAGGCUGAGAUCGAAGAGAAGGGCUCAGGUGGGGCUGCAUCCAGUUAACAGCUCAAGCAGCUUGAGGAGCAGAACACUCAUCUCAAGGAUGCCCUGGUGAGGAUGUGGGAUCUUUCUUCCUCAGAGAAGCACGAACAUGUGAAGCUCCAGAAACUUAUGGAAAAGAAGAACCAAGAGCUGAAAGUUGUGAGGCAACAGCGAGAGCGCCUUCAGGAGGAGUUAACCCAGGCAGAGAGCACCACUGAUGAGCUCAAGGAGCAGGUGGAUGCUGCUCUGGGUGCUGAGGAGAUGGUGGAGAUGCUGACUGACCGGAAUCUGAAUCUGGAAGAGAAAGUUCGGGAGGUGAGGGAGACUGUAGGGGACUUGGAAGCAAUGAAUGAGAUGAAUGAUGAGCUGCAGGAGAAUGCAUGUGAGACAACAGAACUGGAGCUGUGGGAGCAGCUGGACAUGGCAGGUGCCCGAGUGCGUGAGGCCCAGAAAUGUGUGGAGGCAGCCCAAGAGACAGUUGCAGACUACCAGCAAACCAUCAAGAAGUACCGCCAGCUGACCGCCCACCUGCAGGAUGUGAAUCGGGAACUGACAAACCAUCGGGAAGCAUCUGUGGAGAGACAGCAGCAGCCACCUCCAGAGACUUUUGACUUCAAAAUCAAGUUUGCUGAGACUAAGGCACAUGCUAAGGCAAUUGAGAUGGAGUUGAGACGGAUAGAGGUGGCCCAGGCCAACCAGCACAUGUCCCUCCUGACAGCCUUCAUGCCUGACAGCUUCCUUUGGCCAGGUGGGGACCAUGACUGUGUCCUGGUGUUGCUGCUUAUGCCUCGUCUCAUUUGCAAGGCAGAGCUGAUCUGGAAGCAGGCCCAAGAGAAACUUGAACUAAGUGAGAACUGUUCGGAGCGGCCUGGACUUCGAGGAGCUGCAGGGGAGCAACUCAGCUUUGCUACUGGACUGGUAUACUCGCUGAGCCUGUUGCAGGGCACACUGCACCACUAUAAGCAUGCCCUUUCUCAGUGCAAUGUGGAUGUGUAUAAGAAGUUGGGCAGCCUCUACCCUGAGAUAAGUGCCCAUGAGCACUCCUUAAAUUUCCUCAUUGAGCUGCUGCACAAGGAUCAGCUGGAUGAAGCUGUCAAUAUGGAGGCUGUCACCAAGGCCAUCAAAUACUACCAGCAUCUAUAUAGCAUCCACCUUGCUUAACAGCCUGAGGACUGUACCAUGCAGCUGGCUGACCACAUUAAGUUCACCCAGAGUGCCCUGGACUGCAUGAGCGUGGAGGUGGGGCGGCUGCGUGACUUCUUGCAGGGUGGGCAGGAGGCUACAGAUCUUGCCCUUCUGCUUCGGGACCUAGAAACAUCAUGCAGUGACAUCCGCCAGUUCUGCAAGAAGAUCCGAAGGCGAAUGCCAGGGACAGAUGCUCCUGGAAUCCCAGCUGCACUGGCCUUUGGAUCCCAGGUAUCAGACACACUCCUAGACUGCAGGAAACACUUGACAUGGGUGGUGGCUGUGCUGUAAAAAGAGACAGCUGCUGCUGCUCAGCUCAUUGGCCCCCUGGCAGAGAAUGAGGGGCUACCUGUGGCUGCACUGGAGGAGCUGGCUUUCAAAGCAAAUGAACAGAUUUAUGGGAGCCUGUCCAGCAGCCCCUAUGAGUGUCUGCACCAGUCAUGCACCAUCCUCAUCAGCACCAUGAACAAGCUGGCCACAGCUAUGCAGGAAGGGGAGUAUGAUGCUGAGCAGCCCCCCAGCAAGCCUCCUCCGGUUGAGCUUCGGGCUGCAGCCCUUCGUGCAGAGAUCACAGAUGCUGAAGGCCUAGGUUUGAAGAUUGAAGAUCGAAAGACAGUUAUCAAGGAGUUGAAGAAGUCACUCAAGAUUAAGGGAGAGAGGCUGAAUGAGGUGAACCUGCGGCUCAGCCUCCUGGAGAGGAAGCUGUACAGCACUGCCAAAGAUGCAGAUGAGAGCAUUGAGAAAGUCCAAACUCGGCUGGAGAAGACCCAGACUCUGCUGCGGAAGAAGGAGAAGGAGUUUGAGGAGACAAUGGAUGCGCUCCAGGCUGACAUUGACCAGCUGGAGGCAGAGAAGGCAGAGCUAAAACAGCGACUGAACACCAACCAGUCGAAGCGCACAAUUGAGGGGCUCCGGGGUCCCCCUCCCUCAGGCAUUGCUACACUGGUCUCUGGCAUUGCUGUCAGGGGAACUCCUGGGCAGGCUCCAGGGUCCUUGCCAGGCCCAGGGCUGGUGAAGGACUCACCCCUGCUGCUUCAGCAGAUCUCUGCCAUGAGGCUGCACAUCUCUCAGCUCCAGCAUGAGAACAGCAUUCUGAAGGGAGCCCAGAUGAAGGCAUCCUUGGCAGCCCUGCCCCCUCUGCAUGUUGCAAAGCUUUCCCUCCCACCCCAUGAGGGCCCUGCUAGUGAGCUAGCCGCUGGAGUGCUAUAUUGUAAGACCAGUCAGCUGCUGGAGACAUUGAAUCAGCUGAGCACUCACACUCAUGUAGUAGAUAUCACUCGUGCCAGCCCUGCUUCCAAGAGCCCAUCGGCCCAGCUUAUGGAGCAAGUGGCUCAGUUCAAGUCCCUGAGUGACACCAUUGAGAAGCUCAAGGAUGAGGUCCUCAAGGAGACAGUAUCUCAACGCCCUGGAGCCACAGUCCCCACUGACUUUGCCACUUUCCUUUCAUCAGCCUUCCUCAGGGCCAAGGAAGAGCAGCAAGAUGACACAGUCUACAUGGGCAAAGUGGCCUUCCACUUGGCCCAAUGCACAGCCACCUCAGCCAACCCUAGGUAGAACCAUGUGGGCUAAAAUCUUCCUGUCCUGUUCAGCUUUGUUCCCAUCUUGUCAGAGCCCCACUCCUGCCCCUUAACCUGGGUUCUUCCAUUCCUGUCCCCAGGCAUUUUCCAUAAUUUGCUGUUCAUUUCUCCCUCUUUCCUGAGGGGCCUCAGGGCAUGUGGGGGGUAGGCUGAGACUCCCACCACCAAAGGUUGAAUGAGGUCCCUCUGACUGAGUGAGGACUUCAUCCCUUGAUUAAAGCAACUUUUGCU